AUUUUUAGCAAAACCCUCACACACACCACUCUGGUCUCUCUUCUCAGUCGCAAACCAUGGAUUCAAACGUUUCCUCAUCAUCAAAACAGCAAAAGCACCAAACUUUGCAACAAUCCUUCUCCAACAUACAAACCCAAUGCUCCGAUUUACUCAACAACCUUUCCAAAACCCUAAACCCUCUCUUCAACCCUUCUCCUCACCAUCCCAACAUCUUCUCUGCCCUCGAUUCCUUGCGCUCCCAAGCCAAGCAAGCUCUCGAUUCCCGCAUCUCUCGCUGUCACGCACGACCACCCGUCUGGGCGAGAAUCUCCGACGACGGCGGGAAGACUCAUUUAGAGGCGGCGGUGGCGGCUCCGGCUCGUCGAAGCAGUGGGUUGUCGGCUGAUGAUAUGGAGGAGAGGUUGGCGGGAGUGCCAGUCUACGCGCUGAGCAAUUCGAACGAGGAGUUUGUGUUGGUCUCGGGGACUUCGACAGGGAAGUCUCUGGGUUUGUUGUUCUGUAAGGAGGAAGAUGCGGAGGCGUUGCUUAGGCAGAUGAAGAUUAUGGACCCUCGGAUGAAGAAAGAAGGUUCCAAAGUUGUGGCUCUUGCUCUUAGUAAGGUGUUCCAGUUAAAAGUUAAUGGUGUGGCGUUUAGGUUGAUUCCUGAGUCUACUCAAGUUAAAAAUGCUCUCAAGGAAAGGAAAACAGCUGGUUUCACUGAUGACGACUUUAAUGGUGUUCCAGUUUUCCAGUCAAAGAGCUUGAUUCUACGUAGUGAUAACAAGAGUUAUCGCCCUGUUUUCUUCAGAAAGGAGGACUUGGAAAAAUCCCUGACACGAGCUUCCCGCCAACAGAACCGGCUUAAUCCUGCUUUGAAACCUGGAGACAUUCAGGUUGAAGUUUUUGAAGAAAUUGUCAAGGGGAUGAAGGAAAGCGCAACAUCAAACUGGGACGACAUUGUGUUUAUACCGCCUGGUUUCGAGGUUUCAGCAGAGGAAGCCAAGGAGUAGAGCAUCGUAAAACCCUAAACCAACCCUAAACCAUCUUUUGUGUACGCAUUACUUCUCCAUUUUCUUAUUUCCGAUCUCAUCACUCUACAACUUGAAGUAGACAAAGAGAGAUGUGUUCUAUGAUUUUGUAUAUGUCAACGGUUAAGCUAUGAAACCUUUUUAGACUUGUAAUGAAUACUAUUAAGUUAAUCAGUAUCUGCUUUAGA
Messenger RNA from Eruca vesicaria subsp. sativa (arugula), 1195 nucleotides. The record is from the annotation of a GenBank genome assembly. NCBI's taxonomy places the organism in Eukaryota, Viridiplantae, Streptophyta, Magnoliopsida, Brassicales, Brassicaceae.